CGGGCCGGCCGGCGGGGGCUCCGGCGACGCUCCGUCGGGCGACACGGCAACCUGUCCGACGGCCACCAGCUCCUUCCAGCACAGCACCAUUCAGGAUGAAAGUCCCCUUCAAGAGACAAUUCAAGAUGAGCCUGCUGGAUAUCACCAAGAUAUUCUCCCUCUUCCAGCCCAGCGAAGAUGAAGAUGGGGACAGAGAAAGACAAGAGCUGAGUCUUGCCGUGUCCCAGGACAGCUACCAGCUUUUGGACCAACUGUUGCACCAAGAGCGAUACAAACAGGUCAUCAACAGUCGGAGUGGUUGGGGGGUGCCAGGCACUCCCCUGCGCCUAGCGGCCUCCAAGGGCCACGUCAGGUGCAUCGAGGUGCUUCUGGACCACGGCGCUGAAGUGGACAGCUUGGAUGUCAAGGCCCAGACCCCACUGUUUGUUGCCGUCAACAAUGGGCACCUUGACUGUGUGAAGGUCCUCUUGGAGGCGGGGGCCUGUCCUUCUGGGAGCAUUCACAACAACUGCACCCCUCUGCUCACGGCUGCGAGGGAAGGAGCCCUGGGGAUCCUGCAGGAGUUGUUGUCACACGGGGCAGACCCUAACGUCAAACCUCGAAUCCCAGAGUGGGCGGCCAACUCCGUGGCCUGCUGUGGACCUUUGUAUUUGUCUGCCGUCUAUGGUCAUCUGGAGUGCUUCAAGACCCUCUUGUUGUACGGGGCUGAGCCCAACUACAACUGCUUGGAUAGGAACAUGAUCACCCGAAUUAAAUACCCCAAGACUCUCCUGGAAGUCUGCUUGAAGCACUGUUGCAGGGCAGAGUUUGUCAAGCUCCUCAUUGAUUUUGGUGCCAAUGUCUACUUGCCUGGCAUCAUAUUGGAGAAGAGCUCAGCAAACCCUGAAGUGCUUGAGCUGUUGGCCAGAGAAAGAGCGUUGCCCAAAUCCUUGAUGUCUCAAUGCAGACUAGCAAUCAGAAGGUUUAUGAAACUGGAGAACCAUCCCGAAGCUGUGGAUCAACUGGACAUCCCACUAGUGCUGCUCAACUACCUCAAACACCAAGUGUAACAGAAGAUCAACGCUGAACUGCCCAGGGUUACCAAGUACUGU
This is a messenger RNA of Notechis scutatus (mainland tiger snake), 1091 nucleotides long. RefSeq names its product ankyrin repeat and SOCS box containing 12 (gene ASB12). Gene Ontology annotation, molecular function: protein binding. Gene Ontology annotation, biological process: protein ubiquitination; positive regulation of protein catabolic process; intracellular signal transduction. NCBI's taxonomy places the organism in Eukaryota, Metazoa, Chordata, Lepidosauria, Squamata, Elapidae. The record is from RefSeq and is a predicted model, not a curated record.